UCCAAAUCCAAAACCGAAAACCGCCUCCUUUCUUUUUCUCCUCCUCCUCUCUCGCCCUAUCCAUGUAUCCGCCGCCACCGUCGACGGCGACGAAUUCCUCCUCCUCCAAGACACCGCCCGGGCUGACGCGGUACGGCUCCGCCCCCGGGUCGUUCCUCACCAAGGCGGUCGACUCGGUCAUCGGCGCCGACGAGGGCCGUCGGUUCUACGCCGCCAAUAAUACCGGCAACAACAACAACAGCAAGCACUUCUCCGGCGGAGGCGAGUCGUUCUCGUCUUCCCAGCUGACCUCCGAGUCAGGCUGCCGAGUCAACUCGUCCGUCGACCAUAAAUCACCCGGUGGUGGUGAUCGGGUCAAGAGAUCCGACGUAUCGAACGCCAUGGCUCGCGGGGGGCCGCCGCCGUCGUUGCUGCGUCAGAAGAGCUCUCCCGCCGGGUUCCUCUCCAAUCUCGUUUCCGAAAGCGGUUUUUCGAUAACGAGGGGUGGUUCCGGCGGCUACGAUUCAGCCAAGAAUAAUCCACAUCAAGGCGGUCAGAGGUUGAACCCGCAGCUGAGCUUCACCGGCCCAGAAUCGGGCCUUUCUCAGAUAUCGGAGGGCAGCGAGAGCGACGACGUGGACGAAGAGACCGGCCGCCACCAUAGUUCGUAUAGCAAUCCGGCGUCGUCUGGGUUUGUCAUGGAUUGGGACAAUAGUAGUGGUGCGCCCAACUCCAUCACAUUCUCGGGACAACCGCCAAGCAAGAAGUUCAGAGCCAUGGAUGGAGACAUCUAUACUUGCUACAACGGCUUGGACACCCAGUUUAGUAUGCCACAGACGACGUUAGAGAUGGCGACGACGGUGGACAGGUUGUUGCAUAUACCGGAUGACUCUGUCCCGUGCAAAGUUCGAGCUAAGCGUGGGUGUGCCACCCACCCUCGAAGCAUUGCCGAAAGGGAAAGGCGGACCAGAAUAAGUGGGAGGUUGAAGAAGCUUCAAGAUCUCGUUCCUAACAUGGAUAAGCAAACGAGCUAUUCAGACAUGUUGGACUUGGCGGUUCAGCACAUCAAAGGCCUUCAAAACGAACUCGAGGUAAUGGUACCAUCUACCAGCGAUGUAGAUGAAGCAGUUGAAAUGGAGGAGGAGGAGACUUCAGAUGAUGGACAGGAAACAGCUGCACCACCAGAAGCAGUUGAGAUGGAUGAGGAGAUUUCAGAUGAUGGACAGGAGACAGCUGCACCACCAGAACAUCAAGAAGAAGAUGAGUCAAUCCUAGAACCAUGUGAGGGUAUGGAAUUCGAUUCAGAAGACGCUGCAAAGAUAUUCUACGACGAAUAUGCACGAAAGCUGGGAUUCGUCAUGCGUGUGAUGUCAUGCCGUCGGUCUGAAAGGGACGGGAGAAUUCUUGCUCGUCGGUUCGGCUGUAACAAGGAAGGUCACUGUGUUAGCGUUCGAGGCAAACAAGGUAACAUUCGAAAGCCACGACCCAGCACGAGGGAAGGAUGCAAGGCUAUGAUUCAUGUCAAGUUUGAUAAAUCCGGGAAGUGGGUGAUCACGAAGUUUGUGAAGGAACACAAUCAUCCACUCGUUGUUGUUGCGCACCGUGAAGCCCGCCAGACAUUGGAUGAGAAGGACAAACGUAUACAAGAACUGAGCAUGGAACUACGAAACAAGAAGAGGUUAUGCACGGUGUAUCAGGAUCAGCUAUCCGCAUUCAUGAAGAUCGUCGAAGACCACUGCGAUCAGAUAUCGACGAAAGUGCAGAAUGUGGUGAGAAAUAUCUCAGAGUUGGAAUCUAUAGAGUAGGGACCUAUGGCUUCUUCAGUUCUUCUGCAUGAUAGAUAGUUUGCAGGGAAUAAUCCAAGUCAUCUUAUACGAUUGUUUUCCUGUAAGUAAAUUGCAAUGUGAAUUUGUCAGUCAACUAAACAGAAGACUUGGUAACAACCAAUGACAGGUUCACUCAUCUUGUAUAUGUUUAUUUCAACUGAUCUUGAUUACCACUUCUUUCGUGUAAAAUUCUUAAACUUUGACAUGAAUGAUAGAACUUAUGGGUGUGAUUUGGCUAUGAUGGAAUGUGAGAGCUAUUAAAAAAAUACUUGCUAGCCUAGCAACAGAAACGACUGCUUUAUUAGUUACUCCAAAUUUGAGAACACAAAUU
This is a messenger RNA of Linum tenue, 2136 nucleotides long. NCBI's taxonomy places the organism in Eukaryota, Viridiplantae, Streptophyta, Magnoliopsida, Malpighiales, Linaceae. The record is from the annotation of a GenBank genome assembly.